GAGAGAGAAAAGUUGGGCGCAUUCACCGAGACAUACGCUUCUUCACGCGUCUACAUAAACAAUAAGAAUUGGCAACUGAAAGCAGGAGAACGUAGUCACACUUGCAACAAGCCCUAACGCAGCACAUGUAAAGACAGAGACGAAAGGGAUCUGGUAAGGGACCGAUAGUAACUUCACACAUACCCCACGCAUGCACACCCCAAACACCACAAACAACAGAGACAGUAACAACAAUAAUAAUAAUGUAAACAUUACUAUUACUAUUGCUACUACCACUAUAUAUAUAUAUAUAUAGUUCUGAUUCCACUUGAAAGAAGAAAAAUCACUGUUACUAUUAAGAGAAGACACAAUAACAAACAAUAUCAGCCAAUGGUUCAGUCACGGCUCCGUUUACACGCACCAUCUCAUUGAAUAGUGCAAGCAUAACAACAACAACAACAACGACAACAACAACAAGUAAAACAAAUCCCCAGAGAAGCAUUACUAUCUUUGAUGAUCCAAUCCAUGUUGGCUUUACGUCAGUGGUGUCCAUAUAGAAGAAGGCAAGGUAAAAGUCCGUCAUGAGGAUAAACCCGGGAAGAGCUAAACAUGUUCCGAAGUAGGAAGGAACCGAGCUGGACCCAUUACCACUGGCAAAUCUGCACUCUUUUCGCCUUCUUACCAUAUUCUCUGGCAUAUUUCGGAUUAACAUCAAAGGAUCCUCUUGUAGGCUACGAACUGGGUUUACCACACCAAAACAUUAUACAAGAAAGAAUAAGAAACGGCCACUUAAAGCCAGCUCAGCUUUGUAACAUUUUCAAACUACAAAGAAAACAAAAAAAAAUGUGCAAGAGAGACAAAGGUGUUCCGGAAGUUCUAAACGAAUCCAUAAAACUGUCAUUGUUGGGUUGCCAACAACAAUUUCGAUAUGAGAGAUGGAACUGUACUCUUGGACAGUACCAUUUGGACAUCCUUAAAAAAGGUUUUAAAGAGACAUCAUAUCUGUACGCAAUAUCAUCUGCGGCGCUCGUCCAUUCGUUCGCACAUGCGUGUAGUCGAGGCAUAUUAGACAGAUGUACGUGUGAUAUCUCCAAAAGACUUCGAAAUAAAGAAGCCUGGAAAUGGGGAAGUUGUGGGGAUAAUAUCCGUUACGGUGUGAAAUUUACACGAAAGUUUCUGAGGCGAGCGAAAAGAUCGGGAAAGGAUCUCCGAGCAAAAAUUGACCAACACAACACAAAUAUUGGAAUAGAGGUCGUAAGGCGAAACGUAAACCGGACUUGUAAAUGUUACGGUGUAUCAGGCUCUUGCACAACACGGACCUGUUGGAGACAGUUAGCACCAUUUUCUAAAAUCAGUGCCAUCCUUAAAGAAAAAUACGAAAAGGCCGUCCGCGUAAACAGUUUCUCGGAACAACGACUAAAUAGCAUAGGAGACAAUCUUCGUGUGAAACAUAACGAACUGCUGUACAUAGAGAAAUCUCCAAGCUUUUGCCGCCGGACUCGCUAUUCGUCCGGUAUUUCAGGUCGAGUUUGCAUGAAGGGAGAGAACUGUAAAGUUAUGUGUUGUGGUCGUGGUUACAAUGUGGAAAGUAUUGAUGUACAGAAACACUGCUUGUGUAACGUAAUUUCGUGCUGUCAUGUUAAAUGUAAAAUAUGCAACACUAAACAUGAAGUUCAUACUUGCAAAUAAUGCAAAGAUAGAGAAGAAAAAUGUUUGUAAAUGGAUUCGAAGAAGAGAAACUGAAUGACACGAACAAUAAUCAUUAAAAGAAUUUGAAAUCAGGAGAAAAUAUUAAGAGUGAAAAUAAAUAAAAACAACAGAAACUUUACUCACCACAAAUAAUACCAUAAUAACUCAUCUACGUCUGUCCAUUAAUAAAUUAAUAACGAAAUUGAUAUACAAUCAAAUACAUUCAGUCGCGCGCGCACGCACACACACACACACACACACACACACACACACACACACACUCCCUUCCUUUCUCUAUUUGGAGAUCAGGCAACAAUUAUUAUUAAAUAAGCUGAAGUUUCGAAUAUUUUUGCAUGUAUUGGUUGGUUUCUUCAGAAGGUUGAAUCUCAUAUUGUUACAGGAGAGGAGAAUGAGAAUAUGUGACGUUUAUGCUUUCUCAUAGCAAUUAACGACUUAAGUUAGGUCGAUUAUGACCAGCUUGAAACGAAAAACCAUCUGGCUAACAUUUAACUUCCGUCUAGUGACGAUAGAACUGAUUGGACAUACUUCCGGCUUCUAUCUUAAACCCCUAAACACACACAGAGGAAGACAUUGCUGCAUAAUAACGAAUGCUACAUUAAUUACCUCGUCUUACUACAUUUAUCGCAGCGAUAAUGAACUAUACCUUCAUUCGGUACAGAAAGGGACGCACCUCCCCAUCUAUGGCGAUCGAACUGAGUGUGAUUCAACCACAAACAUUUUCCCUACUAAAGCUGAUGAUACAAAGAGGAAACUUUGCCGAUAAAAGAAUAAAAUUAAUCAUCAAUUAAUAUUGCUUAUA
This is a messenger RNA of Octopus bimaculoides (California two-spot octopus), 2488 nucleotides long. Its product is annotated as protein Wnt-9a. The record is from RefSeq and is a predicted model, not a curated record. Gene Ontology annotation, biological process: multicellular organism development; canonical Wnt signaling pathway; neuron differentiation. Gene Ontology annotation, molecular function: frizzled binding; cytokine activity. Lineage: Eukaryota; Metazoa; Mollusca; Cephalopoda; Octopoda; Octopodidae. Gene Ontology annotation, cellular component: extracellular region.